Molecule: messenger RNA, 880 nt
Organism: Trichoderma asperellum CBS 433.97
Lineage: Eukaryota; Fungi; Ascomycota; Sordariomycetes; Hypocreales; Hypocreaceae
Source: RefSeq, a predicted model, not a curated record
CUCUAGUCGACACGUUCUGUUUGCAAUCGGGGAUCCAAAAUAGUGUAACGGAUAACUCAGCCAUAUUGCCAGCACGGCCGAGCCGCGCGACUGAGGAGACACAUGCCAUGGCUUUGCUGAGGGUCGUGGCUCGCCUCGAUAGCACACCUCGAACGCAUGACUUGGCUUGACUGACAAUAUCGACCAAACAACGUGUUCUAGACUCUAGCCAAUCCGGCAUAGCUUUCAGCUCAGCCAAUACGGCACAGCUUUCAGCUCGUUCAAUAGCACAGUCGUUAGCUCAGUCAAUUCGGCAUAGCUUUCAGCUCUGUCCUAAUCGUCUGGAUGGUGAGUGGUUGAAGCCAACAAAGUACUUAGGCAGUGUCCAGCAUAAAGCCCGAGAUCCUUCUCCAAGGCGACUACUCUCUUCAGACCAUCUUUUUCUUGCAUUCAGCAUCGUGGCCAGUGCACACAACUCGCUUCUAAUCUUCACCCUCCUCGAAACAUCCACAAUGACGGGAAGCUACAGCAUCACCACCGUCAAUCGCAGUUCAGUUGCAUGGAAACGAUAUUACUGGACUGCACCAUCCGACCUUGCCUUCACUAUCAACACCCAACCCAACGACAAGCUAUUGGGUGGUAAUGGCCAGGAGAUCCUCGCAUGGGAUCAGGCGAUUAAGUUCCUCGGCGCCGGAGGCACGGAGGGCUACGCUGAUGGCCAAGUCAUCUGGCAGGCUCCAAAUGGCAAGUGCUUCGGCAUCCAGAUCCAUAUCCCUGUACAGCUGUUUGGCAUGGGGACGUCGCCCUACUACCAGGUCAAGACUGUGCAGGACGGCGGCUGGGAUGGUGAACACAGAUCAGAUCCCUACAACUUUACUAAGGAUAUUGGCUUCGAUGUUAC